AUGACAAAAUUGAUGGAACUCGGCUCGACGCUUCGAUGGAAACCUGGAAGCUGGCAAGAGUUUGUAUGGGAUGUCUGUAUCGGUUUGGUCACGGGGGCUGGCCACUUUUUGUACUUUUUGAGGAAUUGGUUCAUCGAACGACCUCUAACAUAUGUACUGGGAAUGGACCACAACAUCUUUCAGACCAACCAGAAACUUCGCAAGGGAGAAGGGAAAUUAAAGGUUGUGGGGGUUGGGUUUGGUCGAACGGGAACGUAUUCACUGACUUUGGCAUUAGACGAAUUGGAAUACCCUACGUUACAUACACAGCACUUGUACGAGAAUGAGGAUAUCUUUCGCAUGUGGAUGAACAAUGUCUUUCAGCCAUCAUUGGACAGCGGUCAUGCCACAGUUGGGCAACCUGAUUUUGACAUUAUUGCGCAACAUGGUUACCAAGCCACCAUGGACUUUCCGACCGCUCUGUAUUACGAACAAAUACUCAAGGAGUAUCCGGAUUGCAAGUUCAUUUUGACGACGAGACAAGAUUCCGAAACUUGGUUCCGGUCCUGGGAAGGGUUGGCCAAAUCCAUUACUAGUGCCGCCAAUGUUGGAGGAUCGCUGGUAUCAGCAGUCAAACAAUAUACAAUUUACCUCAGGUGGCUCUAUGCCAUGGUGAAUGAAGAUGAUUCCUAUUUGACUUCCCCGGAACCCCGCGACGAUCAGAACCACUAUGUUGCCAUUCGAUCGUAUGAGAGACACAAUGCUCGGGUGAAACAGAUUAUUCCUCCCAAUCAACUCCUGGAGUACAAUGUAAAGGACGAAUGGAAGCCACUAUGUGAAUUCUUGAAUGUCCCUGUUGACAAGUGUCCCAACAAGCCAUUUCCCAAAACCAACAGUGCACGGAGCGUUCAGAUUCAAUCCAUUUCAAGUUAUGUGUUCCCCUUACUGAUUGUAUCCUGGAUAAGUAUGAAAUUUUUUCGCAAGGCUACCGGCAAGACUGUCGUGGAAUGGGUGCGUGUCCAAACGGACUUGGUGCACCAUCGAUUGCAAAAGACCAUGUUGAGUUAUAAAAGUUGUACUCCAGGAAAAGACUUGGAGGAAGAUGGUGAUGGAAUUGCCGCUGCAGUGUACAAACACUCGUGA
Messenger RNA from Cylindrotheca closterium, 1122 nucleotides. Lineage: Eukaryota; Bacillariophyta; Bacillariophyceae; Bacillariales; Bacillariaceae. The record is from the annotation of a GenBank genome assembly.